CUGUUGCUAUGGCCCUUAACUCCAGCAGCAACAAGUAGUGCAACAACAAUCAUGGCGGUGCAGACCCUGGCUUUAUCCCGUCUGUGUCUCAGGACACAGCCUCGCCUGGUGGCCAGGGCUCUCAGCAGCUUUGCAACGCCUCAACACAAUGAGGUACAAGAGAAGGCUCAGAAAGUCAAGUUCGAUUGGCGUGAUGCACUUAAUCUUGAAAGCCAGUUGACAGACGAUGAGAUAAUGAUCAGAGAUGCUUGCCGCGAUUAUUGUCAAGAAAAACUGAUGCCACGCAUUACAUAUGCAAACAGACAUGAAAAGUUUGACCUUGAGAUUAUGUCAAAAAUGGCAAGUGGGCUAUUGAAAUACCUUCCCAAACUUGCAAAGGGAGAAUUGAUAGGUUGCUUUGGGAUAACCGAGCCAAAUCAUGGAAGUGAUCCAGCCAACAUGGAGACUCAUGCAAAAUACGUUCCAUCUGACAAAGUAUAUGUUCUUAAUGGUUCAAAGACGUGGAUCACAAACUCACCCAUUGCAGAUGUUUUUCUGGUGUGGGCCAAGUGUGAGGAUGGAGACAUACAUGGCUUUAUCCUGGAAAAAGGCAUGCCUGGUCUUGAUUGCCCAAAGAUUGAGGGAAAGUUUUCUCUUCGUGCAUCACCUACUGGCAUGAUCCUAAUGGAUGAUGUUGUUGUACCAGAGAAAAACAUGUUGCCGGGAGUGAAGGGGUUAAAGGGGCCUUUCAGCUGUUUGAACAAUGCACGAUAUGGUAUUGCAUGGGGUGCCUUAGGGGCAGCAGAAUUCUGCUUGGAUGCUGCACGUAGUUAUACACUAGACAGAAAGCAGUUUGGACGUCCUCUGGCAAACAACCAACUCAUACAGAAGAAGAUGGCUGAUGCACUGACUGAAAUUUCUCUAGGCCUUCAAGGCUGCCUACAUGUUGGCCGUCUGAAGGACAAAGGCAAGGUCACCCCUGAGAUGAUAAGUCUUCUGAAGCGAAAUUCUUGUGGAAAGGCUCUUGACAUUGCAAGACAUGCACGAGACAUGCUUGGUGGGAAUGGAAUUUGUGAUGAGUAUCACAUUAUUCGACAUGUUAUGAAUCUGGAAGCUGUCAACACCUAUGAGGGUAGCUUUCAAUAUAGGUUGGGAGGUGUGCUGAUAUCUGGAUCAAUCACACUUCACAGAACAGAUUGGCCUGAGACCCCUGUCCCAGCAACCUCAAUCUGUAACAGACAAUACUGA
Cherax quadricarinatus is the source of this 1227-nucleotide messenger RNA. The record is from RefSeq and is a predicted model, not a curated record. NCBI's taxonomy places the organism in Eukaryota, Metazoa, Arthropoda, Malacostraca, Decapoda, Parastacidae.